This is a messenger RNA of Pseudozyma hubeiensis SY62, 312 nucleotides long. RefSeq lists its product as hypothetical. Bases 1 to 312 code for a protein of 103 amino acids. The transcript has 2 exons. The record is from RefSeq and is a predicted model, not a curated record. NCBI's taxonomy places the organism in Eukaryota, Fungi, Basidiomycota, Ustilaginomycetes, Ustilaginales, Ustilaginaceae.
AUGGCAAGCGUGGUCAAGGGAAGCCACAGCCCAAAAACCAAAAUUGGAAAGAAUCAGAAACAAUUUCGCAUUCUCUUUUCGUUUCCUCCCUAUUUUGCCGUGGACAUCCUGCGAAACUUGGGUCGAAAGGUCGCUUUUGCAAAUCGUGCACGACUUGAUUUGAUCAUUGAGGAUGAGAUGGGCUCGACACCGUUCUCGAGCGCGAAUCAAUCCCUUCAACAUGGCCAUGCAUGUCGAGAAAUGAUCUCACAGACAGAGAAACGGCUAUCCAAUCGGCAAAUCUACCGUAUCUCGGGCUCGGUCGGCAGGUAG